Schizosaccharomyces cryophilus OY26 is the source of this 1819-nucleotide messenger RNA. Its product is annotated as GTPase Grn1. The coding region runs from base 106 to 1551 and encodes 481 amino acids. Lineage: Eukaryota; Fungi; Ascomycota; Schizosaccharomycetes; Schizosaccharomycetales; Schizosaccharomycetaceae. Gene Ontology annotation, molecular function: GTP binding. The transcript has 2 exons. Gene Ontology annotation, cellular component: nucleolus. The record is from RefSeq and is a predicted model, not a curated record.
CAAUUGUUACCGGGACCGAGUAUAGUGGUGGUGACCUCUGCGAGAAAAGUUGGAUUCAGCAAAACCGGUGUGUGAAAUUUGCAAUUUUAAAAUUUGUAAAUCACUAUGGUUUCGAUAAGAAAAAAGAGUAAAAGAAGGACUACUCGUCUUCGCGCCAGAAUUGAAAAAAGAGCCGCUAGCUCUCGUAGAAAAGAGAGAAAAUUAGAGAAGAAAAAUCCUCAAUGGAAGAGCAGAAUCCCAAAGGACCCUGGCAUUCCCAAUUCCUUCCCUUAUAAAGAUCGGAUUUUGGCAGAUAUCGAGGCGCAAAAGCGACAAAGAGAAGAAGAAAAGAUUGCCCGCAAAGAGGCUGCCAAGUCAGAGGGAGAUAUGGAUUCAGACGAAGAUAGCGAGAUGGAGGAAGAACGAGCUGAUGGCGUUGAUCCCAUGAUUGCAAAGAUUGCUGAAGCAGCACAAGCUAGAGAUUCCGAGGAACAACAAGCCGAGGAAGAGGAUGGUGUUAUUAUGGAUGAAGAUGAUGACGACAAUACUCCUUCUUUAGUUGAGGAUGACUCUCCGAACACUUCUGAAAGGAUUGUUAAAGGUGACACCUCUAGAAAAGCAUUUGAUAAGGAGUUUAAGAAAGCAGUCGAACUCUCCGACAUUGUUCUGUAUGUCUUGGAUGCUCGUGAUCCUGAAGGAACACGUUCCAAAGAAGUUGAGCAACAAGUAGUGGCUUCUGCGGCUGAGGAAAAGCGUCUCGUCUAUGUCGUCAACAAGAUUGACUUAGUCCCUCCUGAGGUGUUGGACCGCUGGCUCGUUUACUUGCGCGCUCACUUCCCUACUCUUCCUUUGCGUUCUUCUUCUGGAUCCUCUGGCUUUAAACACAAGACAUACUCUGCCAAUGGCACUAUCUCCGCUUUAUUGAAGUCUCUCAAGUCUUAUUCUUCUAAGAAGAAGCUUAAGAGCUCUUUGACAGUUAGUGUCAUUGGCUAUCCUAAUGUGGGUAAAUCAUCUGUCAUUAACGCUCUUGUCAAUCGAUCUGCCGUUUCUCGUUCUACCCCAUGCCCAGCCGGUAGCGCUGCUGGUAUGACUAGAUCUUUACGAGAAGUUAAACUGGAUAGCAAGCUGCGUUUAAUUGAUAGCCCCGGUAUUGUUUUCCCAACAGCCAGUAAGGAAGAUGAACAUUAUCGCUUAGUGUUACUGAAUGCGAUUCCUUCCUCCAAAAUUGAUGAUCCAGUUCCUGCUGCAGCCUACAUUCUUAACUAUCUCAAUCGGAUCCCUGGUCUACUUGAGCGAAUGCUUAGUCAAUAUGAGCUCCCUCCUCUAUUGAAUACCUCUGAGUUGGACACUGCUACUGACUUUUUGGUGAACAUUGCCCGCAAGCGUGGACGUUUAUCUCGUGGUGGUAUUCCCAAUUUGAAUGCUGCAGCCAGUAUUAUUGUUAAUGAUUGGCAUGCAGGACACAUUCAAUGGUGGGCUGAACCUGAAACUACCACCAAGGAGACUUCUGCAUCAGAUGAUAAGCAGGUUGUUUCUCAAUGGGCUAAAGAGUUUGAUAUUAAUGAAUUGUAAAAAUGGGGGUGCGUGCAAUAAAACUAAAUAUUUGACUUUGUCUUUAAUACGCUUUUUUGAUGGUUAUUUAUAGGUUCGAUUUUAUGUGCAUGCCGAGGUUAGGAUAAUUUGGGUUUCUUUGGUUUCACAUUAUUUCCUCAAGAGGAUAGAUAUCGGAUUUUUGUCUUGAAAAAAUAAAAAAUCCAUUUUGCUCAUUAUACUAUAAACGGUUAAAUUGGCGAUUGUAUUCUGAUAAUAUAUAUAUAUAUAUAUAUAACGUGGUUUGCGA